Meloidogyne enterolobii is the source of this 597-nucleotide messenger RNA. NCBI's taxonomy places the organism in Eukaryota, Metazoa, Nematoda, Chromadorea, Rhabditida, Meloidogynidae. The record is from the annotation of a GenBank genome assembly.
AUGUCUAAAGCAAACGUUGUCGGUAUCCUUGGUAAGACUUAUUCCUGUGUUGGUGUAUUCCAGCAUGGAAAAGUCGAAAUCAUUGCUAAUGAUCAAGGAAAUCGCACGACUCCAUCUUAUGUGGCUUUCACGGACACUGAACGUCUGAUUGGUGACGCUUCUAAAAAUCAGGUAGCAAUGAAUCCGACGAACACUGUUUUUGACGCAAAGCGCUUGAUUGGACGCAAGUUUGACGAUCCAGCCGUUCAAUCGAACAUGAAGCAUUGGCCGUUCAAGGUUAUCCAAGGAGAAGGUGCUCGUCCAAAAAUCCAAACGGUCAAAGAUGCUGUCAUCACUGCGAUUGCUGCGUAUUUUAACGACAGUCAACGCCAAGCCACAAAGGAUGCUGGAACGAUUUCUGGACUUAAUGUUUUGCGUAUCAUCAACGAGCCAACUGCUACGGCCAUUGCUUAUGGUUUGGAUAAGAAAGGCCAGGGCGGGCGCAACGUUCUGAUUUUUGACUUAGGCGGUGGAACUUUUGAUGUGUCUAUUUUGACUAUUGAAGAUGGUUUUUUUGAGGUCAAGUCGACUGCUGGAGACACUCAUCUUGGAGGCUAA